This is a messenger RNA of Chelonus insularis, 3070 nucleotides long. Its product is annotated as tyrosine-protein phosphatase non-receptor type 5-like. The coding region runs from base 417 to 2114 and encodes 565 amino acids. Gene Ontology annotation, cellular component: cell junction; plasma membrane; cytosol. Gene Ontology annotation, molecular function: protein tyrosine phosphatase activity; protein kinase binding. Lineage: Eukaryota; Metazoa; Arthropoda; Insecta; Hymenoptera; Braconidae. Gene Ontology annotation, biological process: peptidyl-tyrosine dephosphorylation; signal transduction. The transcript is spliced from 5 exons. The record is from RefSeq and is a predicted model, not a curated record.
UCAAUCCACAACAUUCAGUUCUAGUAACCAGAACAUUUGUUUGGUUAUAAAAAUUUUUAUCAAGUUAAUUGGAAGAAACAAAAAUGUUAUUUAAUAAAAAGAUAAUUGACAUAGAAAUGUUAUCAUUCAGACAAAUUUCAUUAAUGAAGAGGGAUUUUUACCCUUGAGUAAAAAUUAUUUAUAUGACAAGGUUACCGGAAAACGUAGGCGUCAAGUCGUUGAUCUAAUACUGAGUAAUAGUGACAACAUCUGUGAAUCGUUUGUUAAAUAUAAAAGUAUUUUUAAAUUGGUGUCAUUUAAAAAAAAAAAUCAUUUACUAAAAGUGUUCAUUGUUAUUUAACUAUGCAUUACAGUAACUACAAUAACUGAAAAUUGAUAAACGUUUAUGGGAGUUCAUAACCUUCAAUUGGAUAAGCAUGCAACAGUGUAAUUUCAAUGAUGCAAAUACUGGGACAACUGCAUCACAAUACAUGAAUGAUGUGAAUAAUUAUCAAAGUAUUCAUGAUAACAAUGAAGCUAAUUCUGUGGAGCAGAUUUAUUUAAUUAACGAGCAAAGGUGGCAAGGUAAAGCUGUGCUGCCAAUUUCCUUAUUGUCGGUCGCCGAGGGAAUGUCUGCUCGGUCUCAUCAUAGGAUUCGACAGUCCGGUUUGGGACUGGAUGAUGCUGCAAUGGACGUACAAACGCCUCAGCUUGGUACCCGCACUGGUCAAGAGAUUAGUUCGACUACUACGAUAUCAUGGACAGACUGGAAGAUUCCGUUCCCAGUGAUUGUCUGUGCUUUUGCUGGCGCUAUUCUUUUUACAUUUUUGUUACUCUUAUGGCUCCGUAAGCAAAUGUCGAGUGAAAAAAAGUCUGGUGGUGGAGACAGGCGAGAGUUGGUGGAGAAAGGAACAUCAGGAUCACCACCAUCAUCGUCAUUAUUGCCAUCAUCUUCAUCAACAUCUUCGGAAAAACCAGAAAAGAGUUCACAAAGUUGGCAAAUGGAACCACAAUGGGUACAUAAACCAUUUGUCAAGAUUCCUACUCCAUCACAGCCUACUUGUCGUUUGAGUGAAGCCAGCACUAGUACUAGUGGACCUUCUACGGUCAUACCUGUAGUGACAGAAAAACGUCCUGAGCCGAUUCGAGUGAAAACUAAAGGUCUAUUAGAACGUCGUGGCUCAAGUGCAAGCCUUACUAUUGAAUUAGCACCAGCGCCAGAAAGUCCACCUCAUGUUAUCACUCCAAUGCGAGAAUGUAUUUUGGGGGAGUUUCUUUUAAGUACGGGAAAUUCAUUGUCACGUACACAGCUAAGACAGGCCGUCCAGGAUCCAACUGCGUUGCACAAGGAAUUUUGGGAGGUGCCUUUAAAUAUACCAGACAAGGUCGAGAUCCUCGGAGUUGCCAUGAAAAAUCGAUAUUCUUCGGUAUUGCCAAAUACUCAAUCUAGAGUUAUAUUGGAAGGAUCUGAAGAUCCAGCAUCCAGUUAUAUUAAUGCUAAUUAUAUUCGAGGUUAUGAUGGAGAAAAUAAUCGGUACAUUGCAACACAAGGACCUCUUGCAAAUACAAUAACUGAUUUUUGGCGAAUGAUAUGGAUGGACAAAGUGAGAGCAAUCGUCAUGAUAACACGAUUUUUUGAAUCAUCUAAAGCUAAAUGUGAUGUUUACUUUCCAUUGGAAAAAGAUAAUCGAAUUCAAAGUGGUCCAUUUACUGUUAUUGUUUCAUCAGUUGUGAAUAGAGAUGGUUAUACAGUUCGUGAUCUUGAAUUAAAAUACGAAGGUUUUGGAAAACAGAAUGUUACUCAUUACUGGUAUGACUCAUGGCCCGAUCAUUCUGUACCUCAAGCACCGGAUGCUCUCGUGAGUUUAGCAGCAGAGGUCAACACUCUGCCAGCGCCUGUGGUUGUUCACUGUAGUGCAGGAAUCGGUAGAACUGGAUGUUUCAUUGCUCUCGCUACUGGAAUGACUCAACUAGUCAAGGACGGCAAUGUCGAUGUACUAAAAAUUCUCUGUCAAAUGAGGUAUGAUAGAGGUGGAAUGAUACAAACAGGAGACCAAUAUGAGUUUGUACAUAGAGCAUUGUGUCUCUUUGAACAAACUCUUGAUUCUGGGAAAAAAUCCAAAUCCGGUGAUUAAAAAAAUGGAAUAGUCGUACAAAUUAUAUUUUGAAAAAAAGGAUCAUUAAUAUUAUCGAGGCUGAAAUAAUUCUUGAACUCCAGGUAAAUGACUUAUUACGUGGAUUGAUAUUCUACUGUACAUUGCAUUUCUCUUUGAGUUUGAACUACAAAAAGAUUUAAAAAUCAUUGUCUUCAACUCUGUUGCUGCGGAACAGAAGCGAAUUGUCGUUAUAAAUAUAUUAAGCUGCCAUUACUAUACUGCCACAAAAAAAAAAUAUACAAUUAUAUUGCAAUUACUAUAAAUUAUAUAUUUACCGUUGUCGAUCAAUGACGCAAAACUAUAGAAAAAAGCUCAAAAUAUAAUGAUAUCUCGAUACAUAUUGAUGUAAUACGAGUAGACAUAUAGAUAUUUUUCGGUUUAUACAAAACAGUUUGAAAAUUUUCCAUUACUGGCAGCAUGUUUAGUUCAAAAUAAAUAGAUCACGUACAUUCCGUUGAUGUCUCGAAAAUGAUAAAAACUGAUUCUUUUAUAUUUAAAAUUAUCAUAAUAACUAACGAUUUAUUUUACUUAUCAAUUUGACAAAAUGGCAAUAUAUCGAAAACGAUAAUUUAUAAUAAUGUUCAACUAAUGUUAGAAUCAAACUACUAAAUACUGUUCCUUGACGUAUAGAAUAUAAAAAAAGUUUUAUCUAAAAUCGGAUUAUUGUAACUAUUGCUAUAUUUUAAAUUAAUUUAUUGACAAAGACUGACUGUAAUUAGUACAAUUCAUUUCAUUAAAUUAUUGAAGACAAGUUACUUGAAUAUACUAGGCCGAAAAAGCAUAAUAAACAGAUUGUCAUGACACUGGUAUUAAAUGCGAGCUUAACUCGUUUCAUCUAUAUUGAUAAUCUCAGAGCUACACUGAAUAAACAUUAACUUAAUUGUAUUCAUAUUUAAAACUAUAUCACCGAAAAUAAGUCCACAAAAAUGACAUUA